Messenger RNA from Rhododendron vialii, 2197 nucleotides. Its product is annotated as chaperonin CPN60-2, mitochondrial. Lineage: Eukaryota; Viridiplantae; Streptophyta; Magnoliopsida; Ericales; Ericaceae. The record is from RefSeq and is a predicted model, not a curated record. Gene Ontology annotation, cellular component: mitochondrion; cytosol. Gene Ontology annotation, molecular function: ATP binding; ATP-dependent protein folding chaperone. The coding region runs from base 251 to 1978 and encodes 575 amino acids. Gene Ontology annotation, biological process: protein refolding. The transcript is spliced from 18 exons.
UUGUACGUGGGAGUCACUCCAGCCGCCAAAACCCUAAACCCUGCAAUCCCCUCUCCCCUUCUUCUAGACCCUUCUCUCUCUCCCCCGCUCCUCACUCUAUUUAUACUCUCUCUCUUCCCCCCUCCCCCAAGGGCCAAGGCAUCCUCUUCCGUUUCACAUUCCCCUAAGAUCAUCACAAAACUCUCUCUCUCUCUCUCUCUCUCUCUCUCUCUCUAGAUUACCCUGCUUUACCAACUUCAGCACCAUCACCAUGUAUCGCUUCGCAGCUAAUCUCGCUUCCAAAGCUCGGAUCGCUAGGAACGGUACUCAGCAGAUUGGUACUAGAUUGGCUUGGAGCAGAAACUAUGCGGCGAAAGACAUUAAAUUCGGAGUCGAAGCGCGGGCUUUGAUGCUCAGGGGUGUUGAGGAGCUUGCCGAUGCCGUCAAAGUAACAAUGGGGCCGAAAGGUCGGAAUGUUGUUUUGGAGCAAAGCUAUGGUGCCCCAAAAGUGACGAAAGACGGUGUUACUGUGGCAAAGAGCAUUGAGUUCAAAGACAGAGUCAAGAAUAUAGGUGCAAGCCUUGUUAAGCAGGUUGCAAAUGCUACGAAUGAUGUUGCUGGUGAUGGUACCACCUGUGCUACAGUCCUAACCCGUGCUAUAUAUGCUGAGGGAUGCAAAUCAGUGGCAGCUGGAAUGAAUGCCAUGGACCUUAGACGUGGGAUCACAAUGGCAGUUGAUGCAGUGGUGACAAACUUGAAGAGCAGAGCACGGAUGAUCAGCACAUCUGAAGAAAUAGCGCAGGUUGGCACAAUAUCAGCAAAUGGAGAGAGAGAGAUUGGGGAGCUUAUUGCCAAGGCUAUGGAGAAAGUUGGCAAAGAGGGUGUGAUCACCAUUUCUGAUGGGAAAACAUUGUACAAUGAAUUGGAAGUGGUUGAAGGAAUGAAGCUGGAUAGGGGCUAUAUAUCUCCGUAUUUCAUUACCAACACGAAGAACCAAAAAUGUGAAUUGGAAGAUCCACUGAUAUUGAUUCAUGAGAAAAAGAUCUCAAGCUUGAAUGCUGUGGUGAAAGUAUUGGAGUUGGCCCUGAAGGAGCGAAGACCUUUGCUGAUUGUUGCCGAAGAUGUAGAAAGUGAAGCAUUGGCAACUCUCAUUCUAAACAAGCUUCGUGCUGGAAUUAAGGUUUGUGCUAUUAAAGCUCCUGGAUUUGGAGAAAACAGGAAGGCCAAUCUGCAGGACCUUGCCACUCUUACAGGAGGAGAGGUCAUCACUGAUGAGCUAGGUAUGAACCUUGAGAAUGUGGGACCAGCAACCUUUGGUACAUGCAAAAAGGUCACCAUUUCGAAAGAUGAUACUGUUAUUCUUGAUGGCAAUGGUGACAAGAAAGCCAUCGAAGAAAGAUGUGAACAGCUGAGAACUUCAAUUGAAUUAAGUACCUCUGAUUAUGACAAGGAGAAGCUACAAGAGAGACUUGCAAAGCUUUCUGGUGGCGUUGCGGUGCUGAAGAUUGGAGGGGCGAGCGAAACUGAGGUUAGUGAGAAGAAAGAUAGAGUUACAGAUGCUUUGAAUGCAACAAAGGCAGCUGUGGAGGAGGGGAUUGUACCUGGUGGCGGUGUUGCUCUUCUUUAUGCCUCAAAGGAGCUGGAAAAGCUGCAUACUGCAAAUUUUGAUCAAAAGAUUGGUGUUCAGAUUAUCCAGAAUGCUCUAAAGGCACCAGUGUACACAAUCGCAUCAAAUGCUGGAGUUGAGGGGGCAGUAGUUGUUGGUAAGCUAUUGGAACAAGACGAUCCUGACCUUGGAUAUGAUGCUGCUAAAGGUGAAUAUGUGGACAUGGUAAAGGCAGGAAUUAUUGAUCCAUUGAAGGUCAUUAGAACAGCUUUGGUGGAUGCUGCUAGUGUCUCCUCUUUGUUGACGACGACAGAGGCUGUUGUUGUCGAGCUUCCCAAGGAAGAGAAAGAAGCUCCAGGGAUGGGCGGAGGCAUGGGUGGCAUGGACUAUUGAGAGGAGUAAGCGGCGGUGGCGGUUGCAUCAAGAACGCAGUCUCAAUUUUUCGGAACACAUUAUUUUUCGCGAGGAAAAUUUGAAACUUUCUAUGAUUCAAGUUAGGAUAGAAAUUGGGUUAGUUACGAUAUUGAAGGGGAAUUUUCUUCCCUCUCAUAAAUGCAAGCACCGGUGUAAUCAUAAACAGAUUUUUGAAGAGUAGGAAGUUUCUUUGAAUUA